UGAAGCCAGAAUGAUGCUGAAAGAAAUGUCUGGUAAAACAAUCUGGCCAAGAAGUAUGAUUCCUUGAAGGCAUCAUUUGGAAAGUUGAUGGGACAGGAACAAGGACUCUAAAGAACUGAAAAGAAUGCUGAAGUCUGUUAAAUCAGGAUAAUCAAGCUGGAAGUGCGUUUAACCCGAAGAUGCAUGAUCAAUUUUCUGGCUUCCGAUCCUUUUCAAACUCUGGAGAUCUACUUCACCGCCAAGUCUUAAUGCAGGUAGCUUGGCAUUGCUUUGUUUUAGUAAAAAAAAUACAAGGACUGUAAUUCAGAUAAAAAUAAUACCCUAUUGGUGAAUUGGACUGGGAGUGGUAGGUCAUACAACCCCGGGAAUUCAUGAUAGCGUCCAAUCAAUUAUGAUUCCAUGGCAUUAAUUUACCUAGAGAUCAUUACUGUAUUUGCAACGCUGAAUGAAUUCUGGUAUUUCCUCCAUAGAAACUUAAAAUAUUUUUCCUCGGACGUGUCUCUUCGGCCUGAGAGGAGCUCCCCGGUAAUAUGUAGAUUUAGAACCAUCGCCGAUCUGCCCUUGGAAGCCAUUAAGUCCUGAACCGGAUAAAAACAUCCCUGCCGCCAUGGCCCCAUCGUCCGAAGCGGCAUUCGCUAAAGAAGUCCUCCGGCUGCACAACGAUUACAGGGCGAAGCAUGGCUCUCCCCCGUUGUCUCUUGCGAAGGAGUUGAGCCUUUACAGUCUGGCAUGGGCGCGGCAGCUGGCCAAAUGGAAUCGAAUGGUUCACCGAUCAGACGUAGGGAGAAAGGACGGGAAAGAAUACGGGGAGAAUCUGUACAUGCGUUGGUCGACGAAAAAACUUCCAUUGAACAAGCAAAGUCAAGAAUGGGCGAACAAAUUGGCGAAAGAGGACCGGGGGAUGAGACACCGUCCAGGAGAGAAGCUCGGCGCCUGCUUGUACCGACUAAAAAAUCACGGCUGCGACGUCAUCCCGAAGGAAGUAGUUGACUCCUGGUAUAAACACCUUUCUACCUUCAAUUUCCGGAACCCAGAGAGGAAUGGACCGAGCACAGGGUCUCAAGUGAUUUGGAAAGAAUCGCAGCGUUUGGGACUGGGGAUGGCCUUGACGAAAGACGGGAAGACGUGGUACGUCGUGGCUCACUACGAUCCUCCCGGGAACAUCACUGGAAGAUACUCUGCCAACGUCCUCCCUCGACAAAUCUCGAGACCAGUCGCGAAACCUGCCCGAUCCUCCAAGUCUAGCUCUUGCUUAAUUCUUUGAUGCUUAUAAUGAGGCCUUUGCCGUU
This is a messenger RNA of Darwinula stevensoni, 1289 nucleotides long. Lineage: Eukaryota; Metazoa; Arthropoda; Ostracoda; Podocopida; Darwinulidae. The record is from the annotation of a GenBank genome assembly.